Molecule: messenger RNA, 1239 nt
Organism: Aureobasidium melanogenum CBS 110374
Lineage: Eukaryota; Fungi; Ascomycota; Dothideomycetes; Dothideales; Saccotheciaceae
Product: kinase-like protein
Exons: 2
Coding region: 1-1239 (412 amino acids)
Biological process (GO): vacuolar protein processing; regulation of vacuole fusion, non-autophagic; protein phosphorylation
Cellular component (GO): cytoplasm; Golgi apparatus
Molecular function (GO): protein serine/threonine kinase activity; ATP binding
Source: RefSeq, a predicted model, not a curated record
AUGUCUUCGUACGUGGUGGAUCUGAUGUGGCAGCUCACCAAUUGCUUCAACUGCUUCCCGAGCAAUCCCGCCCUCAAGAUCAAUGGCCGCUCAUACAAGAUCCUUCGUCUCCUGGGAGAGGGUGGUUUCUCCUACGUCUACCUCGUCCAAUCACCACCGUCGCCGAAUCUAUACGCCUUGAAGAAGAUCCGGUGUCCAUUUGGAGCAGAGUCGGUGGCCCUGGCUCUCAAAGAGGUCGAAGCAUACAGCUUGUUCCAGCCGCAUCCCAACAUCAUCCACGCUCUCGACCAUGCCGUCAUCCCGGAUCGCAGCGACCCCUCAGCAAAGACUGUCUAUAUCCUUCUUCCAUACUACCGUCGCGGUAACCUGCAGGAUGCUAUCAAUGCCAACCUCGUCAAUGGCGCAAAGUUCCCUGAGCGCAGGUUGAUGGUCCUGUUCCGUGGUGUCUGCGUCGCACUACAAGCUAUGCACAACUACAAGGUUGGAGGCGCUCCAGGUGGUAAAGGCGCACAAGCAAGGGCAAAGCGGGUACGAGCCGAUGCUGCAAGAGCCGACAGGGGAGAGGACCAUGGCGACGAUGAUGAGGAGCUAGGAGAUGCCGAGCCACUGAUGGAGGGCGAGAUCUCUAUGGCACAAGAGGGCAUGUCCGACGGUCAAACCAGAGCAUAUGCACAUCGCGACAUCAAGCCUGGCAACAUCAUGAUUUCAGACGACGGCCAGUCACCCAUUCUCAUGGAUCUCGGCUCAUUAGCCCCUUCGCCCACUCCCAUCACAUCACGCGCUCUUGCACUACAAGUCCAAGAUACAGCUGCCGAACACAGUACCAUGCCAUACCGCGCUCCCGAACUCUUCGACGUCAAGACCGACUCUGUCAUCGACACCAAGGUCGACAUCUGGAGUUUGGGAUGUACACUAUAUGCCUGUCUAGUUGGCAAAUCGCCAUUCGAAGCCCGCAGCGAAGAAACUGGUGGAAGUCUGAGUCUCUGUGUUUUGGGCGGUGAUUGGAGAUUCCCCGAUGAGCACAACGCACAAGCAAACAAGAGCAGAGGAAAGCAAAAGAUGCCCACGAAUUCAGAUGCUCGAGCACAAGACGCUCCUAUCACUGAGAUGAUCAAGGAUGUGGUUAGGAGGUGUUUGAGAGUUGAGCCGUCGGAGAGACCAGAUGUGAAUGAGUUGCUCGCCAUGGUCGAUGAUGUUAUUGCAGCUCUGCCAGAAGAUGGAGACCCGUUGGAAGAUUAG